CCUCGCUCUCUGCAAUCGUCAACCCAGCCCAGCCCAGGCCACCACCACCACCACCUUUCCUCGCCGGCUUUACCGUCGCGCCCUCCUCCUCCUCCUCCCCUCUCCCCUCCCUCCGCGCAAGCCGAGAACCAAGCAGCCAGCACAUGCAGCCCGCCGGCCGCGAAAUGCACGGCGGCGGGCAGGGGCAGGGGCAGGACGACUUCUUCGAGCAGAUGCUGUCCGCGCUGCCGACGGCCUGGGCCGAGCUCGGCUCCGUCAGGCCCCCCUGGGAGCUCCAGGCGGCCGGCGCGCCCCCGCCCGACGGCGACCCCGCGUUCGACGAGUCCGCCCUCCUCGCCUCCCGCCUCCGCCACAACCAGAUCAGCGGCGGCGGAGGGGACGACAAGCCGCCGCCGGCCAUGCUCCCCCGCCACGGCCUCGAUGGCGGGGGGUUCCUGCCGCUGCCGCUGUUCACUGACCGGUCGCGGGAGGACCUGCAGGGGGCCAACCAGGCGCUGUUCGACGGGUUCGGGGCCGCCGGAAUGCACGCCGCCGCCGCCGCUCAGCCACCGUUCGGGCAGGCCGGCUCAAUGCCGCCGCCAGCAGCGCAGGGCGGGGCGGCGGCACCGCCGCGGCAGCGGCAGCGGGCGAGGAGGGGGCAGGCCACCGACCCCCACAGCAUCGCCGAGCGUCUCAGAAGGGAGAGGAUAGCGGAGAGGAUGAAGGCGUUGCAGGAGCUGGUCCCGAACGCCAACAAGACCGACAAGGCAUCGAUGCUCGACGAGAUCAUUGAUUAUGUCAAGUUCCUCCAGCUUCAAGUCAAGGUUCUGAGCAUGAGCCGAUUAGGCGGAGCUGCUGCAGUUGGCCCUCUGGUUGCUGGCUUGUCAUCAGAGAGCAGCGGAAAUGGAAACGGGACCAGCAGCAGCGGCGACGGCAAUGGCGACGAUGACAAUGGUGGCAGCACCUUGCGGGCGACAGAGCAACAGGUGGCGAGGCUGAUGGAGGAGGACAUGGGCACUGCCAUGCAGUACCUGCAGGGCAAGGGGCUCUGCCUGAUGCCGAUCUCCCUUGCCUCGGUCAUCUCCUCCGCAACCUCAUCGUCGCUCCACUCCGCCACCCGCCCUGCUGGUAAUGCCGGAGGACCCCUGCACGAAGGCGGUAGCCCUGCGUCGCCUCGGUUGGUGAACGGCAUGGGCGCCGAUGGCUCCCGGACCAUCAGGGACGGCAGUGGACAGUGAAGUGGUCGGCUGUUCUUUCAGCCAGGGACAGUUCUUCAGAAGGUUGAAUUCUGGGGCUAGAAUUGCCAGCCAGCUCUACACCCUUUUUCUCUUGGCCUUUAUGUCUGUUCAUAAGAAGAAGAAAUGAUGUGCAAUCAUGCAAACUUUAGCCCUACCUUUUUCUUGCUCUUAUUAUUUAUAUGUGCAAUAGCUUUUCUUCUAAUAUCUCUUUCUCCCUUUUGGGAUAUGAUCGA
Molecule: messenger RNA, 1450 nt
Organism: Triticum urartu
Lineage: Eukaryota; Viridiplantae; Streptophyta; Magnoliopsida; Poales; Poaceae
Source: RefSeq, a predicted model, not a curated record